Molecule: messenger RNA, 2451 nt
Organism: Annulohypoxylon maeteangense
Lineage: Eukaryota; Fungi; Ascomycota; Sordariomycetes; Xylariales; Hypoxylaceae
Exons: 3
Coding region: 697-2271 (524 amino acids)
Biological process (GO): regulation of DNA-templated transcription
Molecular function (GO): DNA-binding transcription factor activity, RNA polymerase II-specific; zinc ion binding
Source: RefSeq, a predicted model, not a curated record
GUCUUGUCCACCCUCUGCGCGUUCAGGUAUACUACUACCCAGGCCUACAAGGUCUACCUACACGGUAGUCUACUCCGUAUUUUCUAUUUGCGUCGAGGCUGUACUCUGGCUGAGUAUCAUCAACUCACCUGCUUACUUUAACACACCUAUAUCCAUAAAUCCAUAAAUUCAUACAUACAUCCAUAUACAUUUAUCUACUACCCUUCUCUUCUGUCCUCAUUUCAUUUCAUUCGUUCAUUCGUUCGUUCUGACCGGUUCCCCCUUAUCUAAAGUUACUUUCUCCAUACGAGGGUUAAUUCCUAUGACGACCGCCGAGCUCAAAACAGCCCAGAAGCUCGGCAGGCCUAACCUCGCAACCUGCCUACCGUUUCCGGGGGUUUAGCAAUUCUCAGCCUAUCCGCAGCCUGGAACACUAAUUCGUAAUAAAGCCUCCUCUCGCUGUUUUUUGCCCUUAUAAUACGUUCCUUUCUCAAACCCCCAGAACCUCGGACGGGAAUAGCAGUAUCAAGCGAAUCCCCGCUCGUUCUGCGUUAUACUUGCACAUGUUAGCCUUUGUUUGCUAUCGACGGGAUUAAUUGGGCGGGUCUGUCGGUUACUUUAGAGCAGCUAAUACUGCUGAGCACUUUGUAUAUCAAGAUUCCCACAGGAGUUUAAAAGAGGCCUUCGUAAACCUCCAAAAGUGCGAGAUGUGCCAUUAUGGCACACAAUCCAGAUUCUGAUCAACAUAAACGAAAACGAGAUAUAUCCGAUGACAAUGCUGACCGCAUACCACAACCGCCUCCGCCUCAGCCAGGCAACAUAGCCCCUAUAAACUAUCUAUCUAAAGCCCACUCGGUGAAGCUCAAACUCAUCCAGGGUGACAGCGAUACAUUUUCCGAUGUUCUUGCUUUAGUUAAUGAAUACGAGGGGGUGUUGAAUAGACAUGAAAGUCUGGCAUCUAAUUUAGGCGCAAAGCUGACAGGCAGUCGUUUACUGAAGGCGAUGGAGGGAGCUUUCGAAGGUUCAAUAACGACAACUCCGGCGCAGACAGCAUUUAGUCCGGAUACCGUUACAUGGCUCGACAUUGUCGAGUUUGCCAAAGCGAAGCCUGGUGAAUUUGUGUUGACACCCACUCCCAACGGGGCGCGUUGUUGCCAAUUUCCCCUAAAAGGUGUCCAGGUAGAAAUUGGAGAAGAUGAUUGGAGACUCAUAGUUUCUGGUGCUCUGGACAGGUUUAGGCUUGUACCGCCACAGCCACUAGAGGAAGAUGAAACUGCAGAGUUGGCAACUCUCGAGAUUGUUGAACAGCGUUUACAAGUCUUGAUCAAGAAGGCAGACGAGGUGGCGCGUAGGGCCCGCCAACUCAACUACCACUUAAUCGGACGAAAGGCAUCGAUACACACGCGUCGCGCAUCGCAAUCAGCCCCCGGUCCAGGCUUUCAAGCUGUAAAUCAAUCAAUGGGUUCCGGGGCCAAUCCAGGUUACGACCUACAUGCUGACCUUCUCCAACAAUUUCAAGCGCCUUCACAAUCUUCUGGUCACCGGAUAUCCUCCGCCAGCUCUAUCCCACCGACGCCCAACGCUAUCGUGACUUCUACAUCAACACCAAGAGCACCCAUACAGCAACAAUCAUUGCUCAACAGCAACCGGCCAUCCCCUGGAUAUUCUGCUGAGCCGGCAGUGAGGGAUAUUGAAGAAGAGAACCGCGCCCUAGUCACGGCCAAAAUCGAGAAACUAGCACGCGGUGACUCUAUCCAACCACCAUGUGACCGGUGUCGAAGGCUCAAAACGCAAUGCAUUAAACAUUUGACAGCUUGUCAAGGAUGCACGAAAAAGCAUGCCAGAUGCGUAUGGAAGGGACUUACGGAAGAGGAGGUGACAUGGCUCAAAGGAGAAGCAAAUGGGGAUGGAGAUGACGACGGGGAAGAGCCAAGGGAUUUUGGUAGAACCGGAUUUGGAUCUCAAUCUCACCCAGAAUUCGGGGAACACCAAAGAGAAUCGGAACGUAGCGAAGAACCUAGUUCGAGUAGACCAGGGUCGAGGAUAGCUAUUGGUAGGCCUGUGGACGAUGUAUGGCGUAAAGGACCGGACAUAUCAAUGGGCAGUCGGCAUGAAUCUAUGGAAAUAGAUCCAAGAGAUAUCCGACAGGGGCAAGAAUACGCAAGAAAGGAGGUACCGAGUGGAACAUUCAGGGAACAAAAGUCAAUACUUAGUCAUAUGGCUUCGGCGGCUUCGGCAGCGGCAGAUGCUGCUGCGAUCUCGCGCGGGAGUCAACGUAUUUCAAGUGAAUAAAUGAAUGAACGAGGUUAUGCUUAUGGAUAGAUCAGGUGUAUAUAGAGAUGGAGAAUCUGUACGCAUGUAUGCAGAUUGGUUAUAAAGUAGUUGGUAUAUACAUAUACACAGUAUAUAUUCUGGAGGCAACGUAUAUAGUCGACAUGAUGACUGCUAGCUGUGGGACUUAUCUGGUUCGAA